Ochotona curzoniae (black-lipped pika) is the source of this 1156-nucleotide messenger RNA. It is a transcript of the gene AASDHPPT, whose product is annotated as aminoadipate-semialdehyde dehydrogenase-phosphopantetheinyl transferase. The record is from RefSeq and is a predicted model, not a curated record. Bases 115 to 1044 code for a protein of 309 amino acids. Gene Ontology annotation, cellular component: cytosol. Lineage: Eukaryota; Metazoa; Chordata; Mammalia; Lagomorpha; Ochotonidae. The transcript has 6 exons. Gene Ontology annotation, molecular function: holo-[acyl-carrier-protein] synthase activity; magnesium ion binding.
CGGACGGCGCCACGCCCCUUGCGCAGGACGCCGAGAAGAAGGGGGUGGCUCCGCAUUAGCGUCCGCGCCAUCAGGCAGACCCGAGGUGGCAGCCAGGUCCUUUCUUAACAGUAUAUGGUUUUCCCCGCCAAGCGGUUGUGUUUGGUGCCAUCCAUGGAGGGCGUCCGCUGGGCCUUUUCCUGUGGCACCUGGCUGCCCAGUCGAGCCGACUGGCUGCUCGCGGUGCGGUCGAUCCAGCCCGAGGAGAAGGAGCGCAUCGGCCAGUUCGUCUUUGCCCGGGACGCUAAGGCAGCCAUGGCUGGUCGUCUGAUGAUAAGAAAAUUAGUUGCCGAGAAAUUGAAUAUCCCUUGGAAUCACAUUCGUUUACAAAGAACUGCAAAAGGAAAGCCCGUUCUGGCCAAGGACUCAUCGAAUCCUUAUCCCAAUUUCAACUUUAAUGUCUCUCAUCAAGGAGACUUUGCGGUGCUGGCUGCGGAGCCUGAGCUGCAAGUGGGAGUUGAUGUCAUGAAAACAAGUUUUCCCGGUCGUGGUUCAAUUCCUGAAUUCUUUCAUAUUAUGAAAAGGAAGUUUACAAACAAAGAAUGGGAAACAAUCAGAAGCUUUAAAGAUGAAUGGACUCAGCUGGAUAUGUUUUAUAGGAAUUGGGCAUUGAAAGAAAGCUACAUAAAAGCCAUUGGUGUUGGACUGGGAUUCGAAUUACAACGUCUUGAAUUUGAAAUAUCUCCAUUAAACUUGGAGAUAGGCCAAGUUUAUAAAGAAACACGUUUGUUCCUGGAUGGUGAGGAAGAAAAAGAAUGGGCAUUUGAGGAGAGCAAAAUAGAUGAGCACCACUUUGUUGCAGUGGCUCUUAGGAAACCCGAUGGAGCCAGACAUCAGGAUGUUUCAUCUCAAGAUGACUCUAAACCAUCUCAGAGGCAAUUUACUAUCCUCACUUUUAAUGAUUUAAUAUCAUCUGCUGUUCCCAUGACACCUGAAGAUCCUUCAUUUUGGGACUGUUUUUGUUUCACGGAGGAAAUUCCAAUACGAAAUGGUACACAAUCAUGAUAUCAUAACAAGAUAAAAUAAAAAAUAAUUUUCCAUAUUCACAGAAAAAUAGAUGCCUGGUAGUAGAAACUUUUAAUUCAAAAAAUGAUCUCGAAAAGCUCAACACUUUUCC